AUGCGAAAUGUUGGCCACAAUGACGGGAAGUGGCUCAAGAAAGGAGUACCUGCUCAUCGUGUCGGCUACAAUGUGUUGAACUUCGCUCCAUCUCACUUCUAGGACAAUAUGCGCUCACUGAAGGAGAGGUGCCUCGCCUUUUGGUGCAGUGGUAUAUUGUUCCUUCAUAG
Messenger RNA from Microbotryum saponariae, 170 nucleotides. The record is from the annotation of a GenBank genome assembly. NCBI's taxonomy places the organism in Eukaryota, Fungi, Basidiomycota, Microbotryomycetes, Microbotryales, Microbotryaceae.